Mycena citricolor is the source of this 638-nucleotide messenger RNA. The record is from the annotation of a GenBank genome assembly. NCBI's taxonomy places the organism in Eukaryota, Fungi, Basidiomycota, Agaricomycetes, Agaricales, Mycenaceae.
CGAGAACGUCUCUGUCACAAUUCAGGCGCAGUGUCACAUCUGAUCAUUGAUUCUGGGCCGUCGGUUUCUCACACUCAUGAGCGACUACGACUUUCGCCCCAGUGGCUCCCUUAAACUCAAGGGGGUUGCUGAGGGCGGAAUUGUUAAGAAGAAGAAGAAAAAGUCCAAAAGCAAGGCGACAGAGAUCGAAAGCGGCGCGGUCAGCGACUUGAUCGAGCAGGCUGCGAACCCCUCCAGAAGCAAUCCGGGAAGCGGCAGCUCUACUCCAGCCGUGCGAAACUCCGAAACCAAGAAGACCGACGCUGAACGACGCUUCGAAGAAGUACAAAAACGUCGACUCGAACGCCGUAUCGCGAAGGUCGCACACAAGACGCACAAGGAGCGCGUGAGCGAGUUGAACGCACAUCUUGAGUCUCUCAGCGAGCACCACGACAUUCCCAAGGUUGGGCCGGGAUAAGACGAGCCUAUGCGCUGUGUCGAGUGGUUGUUGUAUAUCUCUUGUUUGCCUGUAUUCAUAAACAUCGCCGAUAGAACCCAGAGUCUUUCCCAGAGAGUGGACAUUGUGCAUGUAGUCCCUAGGAACUUCUAUCGGAGCUACAUGCGUGCAUGACAAUGCAUCUGAGAAUGCCUAAUCUGAG